This is a messenger RNA of Eucalyptus grandis, 1812 nucleotides long. Its product is annotated as 5'-adenylylsulfate reductase-like 4. NCBI's taxonomy places the organism in Eukaryota, Viridiplantae, Streptophyta, Magnoliopsida, Myrtales, Myrtaceae. The record is from RefSeq and is a predicted model, not a curated record. The transcript has 4 exons. Bases 561 to 1490 code for a protein of 309 amino acids.
GGCUUCAAUUACACACAAAAACGGGGAAGUUGUGUCAAUUUUGACCCGCGCCCAAAGCAUCCUCACCAAACCGACCGGAGUGUGAGAAGCCGCCGCGCACCCUCCCUCCCUCCGCAAACGCCCCAGCAGCCGAACGCGAUAGGCGAAGCCUCCUCGUCGCUCUCCAUCCGUUCUCUAUCUUUUUCCUCCCUCCUCCCCACCUCCCCACCUCCCAGGCAGAGAACCCACCAAGAAAAAACACGAAAAGGAAUAUUCCAACGCACCGGAAAGUGUCAAAUUCCCCCCUCCCGUGAAAUCUCCCGAUGUAAAGUUCCGAUUUUUAUGAAUUCCAUCUUCCGAUUCUUCCCUUCCCCCGUUCCACGCGAUAAAAUCCAACCACCGAUCCUCCUCUUCUGGUGGGUUUGCUGAACUGGCCGUUUGAUUCACUGGGUCUUCAUCCUUUUCCUCUUUUGCGGCUCUUUUUAUUAUUAUUAUUAUCUUUUUUUUUGGGCUUUUUUUCCUUCUCCUUUCUGGGUUGGCCGUCGAUCGGUGGAGGGGAAUCUUUUUUUCGGGUCGCGGCCAUGAGGGUUUGGGUGGUGAUGUUGAUGGCGUGGGUCGCCGUCUGGGAUCCAGUCGGAGGCUCGCCGACCGGCGCCGUUUGCGAGAAGGAGACGCUUGCGGGAUCGAUCGUGGGGUUUCGGGAUUCUCGCUGCUCGUUGGAUGGUCGGAGUGAAUCUGUCGAGUUCGUUGGCGUCACCGAGGGUGAUGAGCUUUCACUGCAAAGGGCACUGAGUAUGGUCCACAAAAAUAGCGAGGAGUAUGUAGCUGUGCUUUUCUAUGCAUCAUGGUGUCCUUUCUCGAGGGUGAUCAGACCACGUUUCUCCCUCUUAUCCUCUUUGUAUCCCUCCAUUGCUCAUUUUGCUAUUGAAGAAUCAUCUGUGCGCCCAAGCAUCCUCUCAAAAUAUGGUGUCCAUGGGUUCCCGACGCUUUUCAUAUUGAAUUCCACAGUUCGUGUACGCUACCAUGGCCCUCGGACCCUUGAUUCUCUUGUGACUUUCUACAAUGAUGUCGCUGGUAUGAAACCCUCGACCUCGGAGUGGCCAUCAUUGGAAGAAAUUAAAACUCUAUCGAACUAUGAGAAGCAUGAUACCACUGAGUUGGAAAGCUGCCCAUUCUGGUGGGCAAGAUCACCUGAGAAUAUGCUUAGACAUGAAACAUAUCUGGCUUUGGCGACCACGUUUGUGCUCUUGAGAUUGCUGUACUUCCUCUAUCCGACUCUCGCCAUAUGUGUUCAGUGGGCAUGGAGAAGGCACAUCCAAAACAUGGGCUUGCUGAGCUUGUUAGGCCAUUUCCUGGCUUAUUUUAAGCGGGCCACGCAGCUAUCGAAAUCAAUUAAAGAACCACGGAAGAGAAGCAAUUUACAGGAAGGAGCGAGGAAUGCUGGUGUUUGGGCUUCUAAAUCCCUUGCUACUGUUUCAAUCGGGGAUGCAAGCACGAGCAGGAGUCACUGAUCAUUUUGCAAAUGAUGGUGUGAUUCACGACUGUUGGUGUGACAAGUCACCAUGAGAACUCAGCAGCAGACCCUCGUUGCGCAACUCAUCUUUAGACACAGGCUAAGCAUUAAACGUGGACAGCUGAUAAUCUGAUGAUCGUUUAGAUCACUUUGUAUUCUCAUUCCUGAUGAAUGACAACCGGUCAGAUUUGUAUAUUGAUUUCCUUCGGAAGUAGAUUGUGAAGCUUCAUUGUAGCAAAACACGAUCAUCAUGAUUGUUGGUUAAGUCACUACUCAUUUUGGUAUUUUAGUUUUGUGUAUACUAAACUGUUAUGCAAUAA